UCGCCCAUCGACUGCGUUGUAUAUCAUCGCGAGGAGCUCAAAGAGCGGGAGCAGGUGCAUCGAUUGACGGCAACGGUCAACCAUCAUCGCGCACCCAAGAGUACGCCUUUGUCUGCCCAGCAUGGAGGCUGAUCCAGCUCAGAUCCGUUCGAAUCUGCUCGAAUUGUCCAAGAACUUGUGGUCGCGCGAUGUGGUGAUGUUCAACUCCACCAUCAAUGCCCACUUUGCCUCUUCGGCGAUCUACAAGGGGCACGGACUAGAGAUAAGCGGGGCCAGCAACGUCAAGCACGCCGCAUGGCUGCUCAAUUCUUUAGACGCUGGGCCUGGCGCUCAAAUCGACGUUGAAGAUAUCGUUUGGGACGAAGACACUUCGACGGCAACGAUCAAAUCCACUCGCUUCUUGCGUCCUCGUCUCUUUCCGCUCUUUACUUUUGCCUUUGCGGUCCGCUCCCGCAUCACACUGCACGCUGACGGAGCAGGCAAGAGGACUCAGGGCAAGUCGGGCUUGAACGCGAUCAAGGAUAGCGGAUCUCUGUUGUACGUGACCAAGUGGGAGGAUGAUUGGCCCUUGGACGCUUUUGUACAAAAGCUGCCCGUCUUCGGAUCAAUCGAGCGAACCAUCUACACGCCCAUCGUCACAGCCCUUGUGCUUUUGUUCUCCAAUCUCCUGUUUGAUCUCUACGCUCGUGGCGCUUCAGUAUCUCGAUCGGUGCUCAGGCCUACAGCCAAGGUGUACGCUCACGAAGCUCGAUCCAGACUUCCUGCUGGUGUCACCAAGAACCUGGACCAAGGCUUCGACAGGGGUUCCGAUCUGGCUAGCGGUUGGAUCAAGAGCGCUUUGAAUGUGACCGGAGCCGCUGCGAGACGGCCACUGAGAGCUUUGGAACGGGCAGCUCAGACCACUUCGAGCAUUGCAAAUCUAAUCAGUCCGAUCGAAUUGCCUACGCCUUUCAUCUAUGCAUUGCCAAAAGAGAAGAUCCCGCUCAGUGAGCCUGUGCCUGUAAGAGCGCAAGCGUCGCUUUCCGCCCAAGAUAAUUCAAGCAUCCACCACAAAUCCGAAGGCAAGCGAUCGGUGGGAGGUCAGGAAGGAGAAAAGUUGAAUGCUGCAAGUCCUACCAGAUCUGUACGCGCCUUUCCGGAUGACGCGUCUGUCGACAGCUCUUCUGGUAGAGACGCCGUCGUGCGCGUCGGAGCUACCGAGGAUGCACCUGCCAGAGAAAUCAACAUUCCCAGUCGCAUCAACAACGAAGCACCUCAAGAGGAAAAGAUCAUUUCACAGGACCCAGCCACGGCUAGUGGUUCCCCUGCUCAACACAGUGGCAAGUCCCUAUUGGAGCGCAUUGAGCCAGAGGAGAUUGAUAGGGCCGAAAAGGCGCAAAAGAAAGCCCAGAGUCAAAAGGGAAAUGGCCGCAGGCAGGCUUCCAAAGAGAAUAUCAAGCAGCAGCCUUCAAACGAACAAUUGAAGCCCAAAGUGUCGAAGGAGAACAUCAAGAGGCAGCCGUCCAAAGAGAAUCUGAAAAGACAAGCUUCGAAGGAGAAUAUGUCGAAGAAGAGCGUCAAGGCGAACGAAGCGUCUAGUCCCAGCGCUCACGCUCACGCACACGCGACCUCGACCCCUGCUAUUCCUACUUCGACAUCUGGUCAACAUCUCGUGCCUCCGAGCGCAGAACCACAGAGAUCUGGUACGCAGAGUAGAAGCGUCUCGUCGGAUGAGGAGGAGGAGGACGAAGACGCGCACAGCACUGCUGGAACCCAGCACUCGGGCGAAGGAUCUAAAGGAGAGCGCACGACGGGACCGGGUAGAGGUCGAGGCAAAGGCCGCGGCAACAGGCGCGGUAGGGCCAACAAAAAGAACAAAGGCGCCAAGACUGGAAAUGGAGGGAAAGGAGGCGCACCCGGAACGUCCAACAGCGCUCCUGCCUCGUAGUGUGGUUCACGCCACCAUCACAUCGGACGUCGCAGUGCACGCGGGGCCGCAUCAAUGCGGCCCUCCAAUCU
Molecule: messenger RNA, 1998 nt
Organism: Ceraceosorus guamensis
Lineage: Eukaryota; Fungi; Basidiomycota; Exobasidiomycetes; Ceraceosorales; Ceraceosoraceae
Exons: 6
Coding region: 122-1927 (601 amino acids)
Source: RefSeq, a predicted model, not a curated record